AUGACUCAGAGGGGGCGGCGUCUGCCUUCCAAGGAGUGGCUUCAGUCUAAGAGUUCAUACAGUGUCACAGAAGCUCAUAACUCACACCGACCCACGACACAGAGACGGACAGGAAGUCGAGCUGUGAUGGCGACUUACACUGUAGAAAAACAACACGUGACUUUGACUGAAUUACAGAAGCAAACAUACAACCAAUAUUUGGAGAAGCUUUCAUCAGAACACAGAUAUAACAUUCCAGCUUAUCCCAGACCAGAGCUCCAUGUGACUCAUGUGAGCCACAGCACUGAUCUGAACGGUCUGCAGGGCAUCAGGGCUGAUGGAGGAUUCAGAGAUCCAUACAACAGAGAACAAAAGGAUUUUCUUGUGGCGUGGUUCAGUCUGACUGUGACUCCUGAAGAUCUGAGCGACGCAGAGACCAGGGACAUAAAGAUAGUCCAACCAAGCGGAGGAGAGGAGGGAGCGGGUGGCGCUACGAGGCCUGGGGCAGGCCUCUUAGCCCCAUUUGCAUCGUCUCCGGCCUUCUUGUCCAGCUCCAGGUAUGGCUCGUAUCGUUUGACUUUUGACCUGAUGGACGUCCUGGACCGGUACAGCGAGCAGUUCUGUGGUGGGUGGCGUCCUGUCAUGAGAACGUGGAAAACCGAGCUGUACAGACAGGAAGUGUUGUAUGCAGUACUAGUCCACAGCCCGCACCAUAACAACAGGUUCUCGCACUUCCCUCUGCUGGAGGAGACCCCACACAGCAUCUGUGCGUUCAGAGAUGAGCUCAUCCCAUACUUCCUCUGGAGACCUCAGGCCAUGAGUGAGACACACAGGUUUGAGCUGUUGGAUUCUGGGGACACUGUGUCUGUUCCUGACGAGUUUUUCGUGUGGGACCAUGUGGCUCUGGCUCUGGUGGUGGAUGAUCAGGUGCUGCAUUUCACUGAAAAGAAGCUGCGGACGAGCCUGAGAUUCUGUGAGGAGGAUUACCCAAAAGUCAACCAAAACAUAAUGUUUGAGUCACAUGACGACGCCAACAGAGCUGUGCAGGACCUGUGGCCAGGUUCAGGAGACCUGGAGAAGUUUGACGAGUCUCCUCUGCAUAUUUCCACAUCCUAAAUAAUCUUUCAACACAUUUAAAACAUUUGUAUUAGUUUGGAUUUUUGUGCAACUUUUUCAUGAAUGAAUUAUAACUGAUAGCACGUUCUGUGCAGACGUCUUAGUAAUGAAGUAGGACCUAAGUGUCUGUGGACACUAGUUUGUCCUCACACUUAAAUUUCAUAGAAUAACAUGGGGCAUUUUUAUUGACUUCUAAACAUCAUUAUGGGUCCUUGUUCUACAGAAGUAAAAGAAAAAUGACUGGUGGACACUGCCUUAUGUCUCUUUGAGGGGAGUUAGCUCGUCCCUUCAGAGGCUUGAAUGAUCAGCCAAACGUCUUCACUCUAAAACUGUUUGUCCAGUGGCAGAUUUUUUUUUUUUCUUUUACUAUGGCUCAUACCUGGACGACUGAGGGAUUACACAGACUAAUGUUAUGGAAAUCUUUACUUACAGUGUUUUACCUCAUUUGUACUUUGUCUUAUAGACUGGGGGCUGAAUUGCAGGAGUCGUAAUCCCAGUCUCUUAGCUUUCUUAGUUCAAGAAUAUUUUUUCCAG
Periophthalmus magnuspinnatus is the source of this 1629-nucleotide messenger RNA. RefSeq lists its product as uncharacterized. The record is from RefSeq and is a predicted model, not a curated record. The transcript is spliced from 5 exons. NCBI's taxonomy places the organism in Eukaryota, Metazoa, Chordata, Actinopteri, Gobiiformes, Gobiidae. The coding region runs from base 1 to 1095 and encodes 364 amino acids.